Molecule: messenger RNA, 2036 nt
Organism: Leptonychotes weddellii (Weddell seal)
Lineage: Eukaryota; Metazoa; Chordata; Mammalia; Carnivora; Phocidae
Source: RefSeq, a predicted model, not a curated record
CUGUGUGGUCCCCGCCCUCUUUCCAGAGGCGUUCCUAAAGGGAGGCGGCGGGCCGAUCGCCCAGCGUUUCUGAACCGCUCUCUGCAAUGGUGCUGCUGUGGGUGUCGGUUGUCGCAGUCUCGGCGCUGGCAGCACCAGACCCCGGGGCAGGUGGGCAGAGACGAGGAGCUGCUCGGGUUUGGCCCGCUGCACCCAAUGUGGUGCUAGUCGUGAGCGACUCCUUCGAUGGAAGGCUAACAUUUUAUCCAGGAAGUCAGGUAGUGAAACUUCCUUUUAUCAACUUCAUGAAAGCACAUGGCACUUCCUUUCUGAAUGCCUACACAAACUCUCCAAUAUGUUGCCCAUCACGUGCAGCAAUGUGGAGUGGCCUCUUCACUCACUUAACAGAAUCUUGGAAUAACUUUAAGGGCCUAGAUCCAAAUUAUACAACAUGGAUGGAUAUCAUGGAGAAGCAUGGCUACCGAACACAAAAAUUUGGAAAACUGGACUACACUUCAGGACAUCACUCCAUUAGCAACCGUGUUGAAGCAUGGACAAGAGAUGUUGCUUUCUUACUCAGACAAGAAGGCAGACCGACGGUUAAUCUUAUCCCUAAAAAGACUAAAGUAAGAGUAAUGGAAAGGGACUGGGAGAAUACAGACAGAGCAGUAAAUUGGUUAAGAAAGGAAGCAAGUAAUUACACUCACCCAUUUGUUCUGUACUUGGGAUUAAAUUUACCACAUCCAUAUCCUUCACCAUCUUCAGGAGAAAAUUUUGGAUCUUCAACAUUUCACACAUCUCUUUAUUGGCUUAAAAAGGUUUCUUAUGAUGCCAUCAAAAUCCCAAAGUGGUCACCUCUGUCAGAAAUGCACCCUAUAGAUUAUUACUCUUCGUAUACAAAAAACUGCACUGGAAAGUUUACAGAAAAAGAAAUUAAAAAUAUUAGGGCCUUUUAUUAUGCUAUGUGUGCUGAGACAGAUGCCAUGCUUGGAGAAAUUAUUUUAGCUCUUCGCCAGUUAGGUCUUCUUGAGAAAACUGUUGUCAUAUACACCUCAGACCACGGAGAGCUGGCCAUGGAGCAUCGUCAGUUUUAUAAAAUGAGUAUGUAUGAAGCUAGUGCCCACGUUCCACUCUUGAUGAUGGGACCAGGAAUUAAGGCCAACCUACAAGUACCAAAUGUUGUUUCUCUUGUGGACAUUUAUCCGACUAUGCUUGAUAUUGUUGGAGCUCCUCUGCCUCAGAACCUGAGUGGAUACUCUUUGUUGCCAUUAUCAUCAGAAAUGUUUAAGAAUGAACAUAAAUUCAAAAACCUACAUCCGCCCUGGAUUCUGAGUGAAUUCCAUGGAUGCAAUGUGAAUGCUUCCACCUAUAUGCUUCGGACCAACCAGUGGAAGUAUAUAGCCUACUCUGAUGGUACUUCAGUAUUGCCUCAACUCUUUGAUCUUUCCUCAGAUCCAGAUGAACUAACAAAUAUUGCUACACAAUUUCCAGAAGUUACAUAUUCUUUGGAUCGGAAGCUUCGUUCCAUUAUAAACUACCCUAAGGUUUCUGCUUCUGUCCACCGAUACAAUAAAGAGCAGUUUAUCAAGUGGAAGCAAAAUGUAGGGCAGAACUAUUCAAAUGUUAUAGCGAACCUCAGGUGGCAUCAGGACUGGCUGCAAGAACCAAGGAAGUAUGAAAGUGCGAUUGAUCAGUGGCUUAAAACCCCCGCUAAUCCUAAAAAAAUCUGAACUAAAGCUAGAAAAUAAUGUUCUAGAGCAACAUAUAGAGAUAAUGGUAAAAGAUCAUGAUUAGCUUUUAUAUGUUUGUUUUAAUAAUUACUGAUUUUUAGUUACUUUUAAAGAGUGUAUUCUAUUUUAAAAUAAAGUAGUAAUCAUUACAGAAUUACAUAUUUUCAAAUAUGAUUACUAUCAAGACCUCUUACUUUUAACAACUUAAUGGACGUAUUAAAAGGAUGGAAGCAAGUAGUAUAAUAUAAAGUUAUAUUCCUCUGAAUAAUAUGGAAUAUAGACAAUUUUAACCAUUAUGACUUAUGAACCAUAAAAUAGUUAUUUGUA